Messenger RNA from Leptosia nina, 2103 nucleotides. The record is from the annotation of a GenBank genome assembly. Lineage: Eukaryota; Metazoa; Arthropoda; Insecta; Lepidoptera; Pieridae.
AUGUUUUCACUAACACAAGGCUGUGGUUGCGUCAACUUCGGCGGUGGGAGACGUACACGGUCUAUGGGCGAUGACUCUUCGUCCUGCAGAAGCUCCGAAAUAGAACAAGAGGUACCUAAAAAGCUCACCAGGCGAAUGCUCAACGGCGAAUGCACGAUGAAGGCACUCGCUCCAUUUUUGCGUUUUUGGAAGAGGGAGGACGUCAGUAUGACGAAAGCAGAACGAACAAUGAAAGCAGCAAUACUAAUACAGCAAUGGUAUCGUCGGUAUUUAGCGAGGAUGGAGGUGAGAAGGCGGUAUACAUGGACCAUCUUCCAAAGCAUAGAAUAUGCAGGCGAACAGGACCAAGUGAAGUUGUACAACUUUUUCAACGCGUUGCUGACUCACAUGAGAGACACGACGGGGCGGCCCUCCUCUGAAAGGACAUCACGUACAGCGUCUGUUCUGGAACAAGUAUUUUCCGAGGAGUCGGAUGAAGGCGGCGGCGUCGAUGAAACUGCGCCGUCCAAAUCUGCCACCGGUCCCGAUAUCGAAUUCCCAUUGAAGAGAAAAGAUAUCGACUUGCUGAUUGAGGCGUUCAGAAAGAAAAAGCACCGUUUACAUCCGAAGCACGUGGCCCAGAUCUUAAAAGAAGCCUCUCAAACAUUGAAAAGGCUGCCCAAUAUUAAUGUGGCUACCACUUCAAUAUCGAGCCAGAUCACAAUCUGCGGUGACUUGCACGGGAAGUUGGAUGACUUGCUCGUUAUAUUCCAUAAGAAUGGCCUACCAUCGACAGAGAACCCGUACAUAUUUAACGGAGACUUCGUCGAUAGGGGCAAGAAGAGUUUAGAAGUGUUGCUUUUGCUCUUGGCUUGUAUGUUGGCGUUUCCCGGGGGAGUAUUCCUGAAUCGAGGGAACCACGAAGAUCUUAUAAUGAAUGCGAGGUAUGGCUUUAUCAGGGAGGUUCAUCAGAAAUAUAAGCACAAUGCGGAACGCCUUCUGAAGCUCAUUGAAAAUGUUUACCGAUGGUUGCCGCUGGGAACGAUCAUUAACAACCGAGUCUUCGUGGUACACGGUGGAAUCUCUGAUACUACAGAUUUGGAUAUGGUGAAAAGUCUCGAGCGAGAUAAGUACGCGUCUUUGUUACGCCCGCCCGUCACCGAAGGCGCCGCGCCGGGCGCCGAAACGAUCGACAAGGUGGAAUGGAAACAGGUAUUCGAUAUUCUCUGGUCGGAUCCUCAAACUAUCGGUGGCUGCGUGGCGAACGCUCUUCGUGGAGCCGGUACAUACUUCGGACCUGACGUAACAGCCAGUUUUCUACAGAAGAACAAACUGAGCUUUAUAGUGAGAAGCCACGAGUGUAAACCUGGGGGAUACGAGCUACUUCAUGAUGGAAACGUAAUAACAAUAUUCUCUGCGUCAAACUACUACGAGCUCGGUUCAAAUAAGGGAGCGUAUUUGAAACUACGCGGGAAUUCUUUGGAACGUCAAUUCGUACAAUACACCGCGGCCGUAUCUCGAACGAGGCGGCUGACCUUCAGGCAGAGAGUGGGGCUCGUGGAGUCUUCAGCUAUGAGGGAACUACACAGCCAUAUUGUCAUGGCCCGGAGACAAUUAGAAGCGACGUUCCGCAGUGUGGAUCCGGAAAAUUGUGGGUUUAUAUCCAUUAGCGACUGGUGUAGUGCUAUGGAGGAAACUACUCAUUUGGGACUUCCCUGGCGUAUGCUGAAGGAUAAGCUCGUGAGGACUGACCCGGAAACGCGUCGAGUACGCUAUAUGGACACUUUUGAUCUUUCAGCGAAUAAGUUCGGAAGAAAAUCUGACACACAAACUGUCGCGGAGACUCUUUACAAGAACAAACAAAGCUUGGAAGCGAUAUUUAAAAUAUUGGAUAAGGACAACUCAGGAUACAUUACACUCGAAGAGUUUUCGGAAGCGUGCCAACUCAUCGGCAAAUACAUGCCUAAUCCCCUAACUCAAGAGCAAUUAGUCGACAUAUGCCGUUUGAUGGACAUCAAUAAGGACGGCCUCGUCGACCUGAACGAGUUCUUGGAGAGCUUCAGACUCGCCGAGAAGAGCUUGCACGAGGAGGACCAUCAACUCGCCGAAAUACAGGCGACCUGA